Molecule: messenger RNA, 1151 nt
Organism: Podarcis raffonei (Aeolian wall lizard)
Lineage: Eukaryota; Metazoa; Chordata; Lepidosauria; Squamata; Lacertidae
Product: armadillo repeat-containing protein 12-like
Exons: 6
Coding region: 78-1106 (342 amino acids)
Cellular component (GO): nucleus
Source: RefSeq, a predicted model, not a curated record
AGUAUUUCCAUUGGAGGGCCUGCUUGAGGUCAGCACCCAGGGCUCUAUCUACAUCCCUGGGAGUUCGAGGAAAGGAGAUGAAGUAUUUUGAGCUGGUGACAACAAAAAACGUGGUAUCUGCAGCGACAGGAGCUGGAGCUAUCUUCCUAAUGGCCAAGACCAUCAUGGCAGGGAUCAAGAGCCCUCCCUACAACCCAGAGCCACUUACCUUAGCCAAACUCGCUAUAGAGCACCAGAGUCAAACUGUGCUGGAUUCUGGAGAACUCAGGGGACUCCUGAACACCCUCAACCCAAAGCUAGAUGACUACUCCAAGAAUAUGCUACUCCAUGGCAUCACCCGGUGUGUUUAUCUACUGGACAAUGAGGCUUCUGCCUGUACGUAUGAGGAUAUCAAACUGGUGGCCUCCUUCCUGGAUGAUCCAGACAUUGGCAUCAAGAUUCAGACUCUGCAUGCCCUCAAGGCCUUCACCGGCAUUUGGAAGUUUAGAAUUAGGAUUCAGGAGUUUUUCCCCAAGGUUCUCGAAAUGGUUGCCAGCAUCUGGGACCACGACUUACAUGCUGCUGGACUGAGGCUGCUGAAUGGGCUACCGUUGUCAGAUCACACAUUUCCACUGGUGAAGAAGCUUAUGCCAGCCUUCAUGGAAAUUCUGCAGAUGGGAAACACUAUGUGUCAGGUGCAGGUUCUAAAAUUCCUUGGCACGCUAGCCCAAAAGGAAGCUCUGUUAUUUGACAUCAUGAACUGCCAGGUCCAUCCAGAUUUCCUCCACCUCUUCCAACCUUCACGACCUGGAAACCUUCUCUUUGAGCUGCUGGUAUUUGUGGAACGGCUUUGUGAGGGUCGCCUGACUCCCCAGUACCAGUCAGUGAGCUGGCAGUACAAUGAGUCGUCCCUUCAUGAGGUCCUUUUUGGGGACGAUUCCCGCCUAGCUGACCGCCUCCUCUCGCUCAUCAUUCACCCAGAGGAAGAGGUGCAGAUCCAGGCCUGCAGGGUUAUCCUGAAGCUCCAGCUCAACGAGGAAGGGGAGAUGGCUUUCCUCCACAACUAUGAUUCUACCUUCUUUUCUGACUCCAAAAUUGGCAGCUCACUCAUUAAAUCGGGCUGUUAAGCCCUUGUAGGAUUUAAGAGAUAAUUAAAUUAUUUUAAACAGAAA